AAUUAUAUUAAGCAUUUUAAAAUAUUUUUUUUUAAAUUGAAUAGAAUGCAUUAGUAAUUGAGAGAAUUUAUUAUAAAAACAAGGCUUAUAAUAAUUGUAAAAUAAGGAGUUAUAAAGAGAAAUAUAAUCUAUGAUAUCAAGAUUUUCUUAUAGAUUAUUAAAUUUUCGAGGUGUUUGACAAUUUCAGAUUGAUUUAAUCGAUUUUUCCUUUCAUUAUGGAGUUGUGAAAAUAUUGCUCAAAUAGGGACUUUGGUAAAUAAUAUAAUGCCAGAAAAUUUAGAACUACAUCAACUUGAAGAGAAUGUAUCUCCGAAUUCAUCAAAUAAUUGGUUAUCUAAAACUAAGUGUGCUUGUCCAUACUUAGGUAUUAUUUUAGCAACAUUAUCGUCGUUAUUUUUCUCCCUAUGUUCAGUGAUUGUAAAAGGACUUGUUGAUGUUAAUCCUAUGGAAUUAGCAUCUUUUAGAUUCAUAGGUGUACUCUUACCAGCCAUACCAAUUGUGAUAUAUAAAGAGCAUCCAGUAUUUCCAGAAGGGAAACGAAUCAUAUUAAUUUUAAGAUGUUUUAUGGGCACGACCGGUUUAAUGUUAAGUUUUUAUGCUUUCCGUCAUAUGCCACUAGCUGACGCUAGCGUUAUAAUAUUUUCUACACCAGUAUUUGUUGCAAUAUUUGCUCGUCUAUUUUUAAAAGAACCAUGCGGUUUGUUUAAUAUUUUAACAAUUAUAUUAACAUUAGUUGGUGUUGUAUUGAUUACAAGACCGCCAUUUAUAUUCGGAGACUUAUCACCAACGGUAUCAGAUGAAAUUUAUUUGGACAAACAGCGCUUUGAUGUAUGGGGUCCGGUAGCAGCAAUAUCUUCAACUUUAUUUGGUGCAAAUGUUUAUAUAUUAUUAAGAGCAUUGAAAAAUUUACAUUAUUCGGUAAUAAUGACUAAUUUUGGUGCUUUUGCAUUAAUAUAUACGAUAAUUGUAUGUUGGUCAAUUGGAGCUAUAUGCUGGCCAAAAUGUGGGCUCGAUAGAUUUUUAGUUAUUAUAUUAGCUGUUUUUAGUUUCUUGGGACAAAUUUUAUUAACUUUAUCGUUACAAAUUGAACAAGCUGGUCCUGUUGCUAUAGCUAGAUGUGCAGAUAUUGUAUUUGCAUUUAUUUGGCAAGUUUUAUUUUUUGAUGAAAAACCAAAUUCAUAUUCUGUUGUUGGAGCUUUGCUUGUAGUUAGUUCAGUUGCAUUAACUGCGGUAAAAAAGUGGGCUAUUUCAUUGCCCCGAGAUUCGAUAACAAGAAAAAAAUUAAAAUUUUUACUAAUGGAGUAAAUAAUCCAAUAAAUUUUUCUUACUAAUAUUAAUUAUGAAUAAUAAUUUCGCAUUAAUAAGAAAAAACAAUAGAUGUAAACAUUUUCAAAAUUAGCUUUUAAAUAUGUUUUCAAAUAAGCUUUAUUUGUUGUAAAUCAUUGGUUUUAAUUUAUUAUUAAAUUUUCAAUAUCAUAUUAACAACUAAUUUUAUAACGAAUUUCAAAAUUUCGAAGUAAAUUAUAACAAUUUUGAAUUGAAAAUUUUAUUAAACAUCAAAAUUUUUCACAGGAAAUGGAUAAUUUAAGAGAAAAUAUUUUUUCUUAAUAUGUAAGUAGGUGAAACAUAAUGUGCUUACUAAAUAUUACUUGACUUAAGUAGAGUAUAUGUUAUUUUUAUGAAUCAAAUCUAGUCAAAUUUAAAUACAAUUUCCUAUAAGAUUAAUUUAUUUUAAAGUGUCAUUUAUUAAAUUUUGACAUAGUUAUUUUUAUUAUAACAACUGCAAAACUUGCUUUGUCUGCCAAAAAGAAAUGAAUAUUACUUUUUUUUUAGUGAAAUUAUGCUGC
Condylostylus longicornis is the source of this 1847-nucleotide messenger RNA. RefSeq names its product solute carrier family 35 member G1. The transcript is spliced from 4 exons. The record is from RefSeq and is a predicted model, not a curated record. Gene Ontology annotation, cellular component: membrane. NCBI's taxonomy places the organism in Eukaryota, Metazoa, Arthropoda, Insecta, Diptera, Dolichopodidae. The coding region runs from base 265 to 1305 and encodes 346 amino acids.